GCUCAAUAGUCCUGAAAAAACUUCCCUGAUUCAUUGUCUGUGUCUCACGUAAUGGAAGUAGUCGGUGCACCCGUUUGCUGAAUGAAAAGGAUAUAAUUGUUACUUUCUACAGGAACUUGACUUGAAAAUGCUCCGGGAGUGAUUAGGGAUUGGAACAGAAUGCGCCUGAUAUUGUUUCCAAAAUGGAGCGGGUUGGUGACGGAUUGAGGAUUGAGGAUGGAAUCCGGAGUCACGUCCAUCAUCAUUCUUAAAGUCUCUUCAGCUUCUGAGCCGAUUUGAUCGACUUGCGAUUUGCAUUGCGAUUAUGUUAUAAUAUGGACUGUAUCUCUUGGGUGCUGUGUUGCUUGUUGUCUCUGGUAAACAUGAGUAAAGCCAGGCACCGCAGGACUGCAAUUCAGUUUUACUCCGCCACUUUAUAGGUUAGCCGGUAACUGCGUUUAAAGUGCUUGGAAGAUUCCAGAACGAUGCCAUACAUUGCAGGAAUACAAUACAGUUCGACUCCACUUGCUAAGUUAGUCGGUUGUUGCUUUUGUUUACUGGACCAAAACAACGUUGAGCUGAGAAUUGAGGAAUUUGGGCUUUAAAGUGCUUGGAGAAUUACUUAAAAAAUGAAAUUUAAUGAAGUUGGACAUAAGAAUUUAGGGAAGACUUGUCGACCGUUUAACUGUAUGUAAUUACUAUAUAACGCUGUAGUCUUGGUGAGAGUCUAAAAUGUUGCACCUAGAUGAUGGUUAAACCAGUGCUUCCAAUGCUUUUUAAACCAAUAAUUUAUACAUUGAAAACACAAGUAUCCCAAAUCUCAUAUAGAAGCAGAAAUUGCUGUACUUGUCAUGCUUAAUAUUUAGGUUUUAAUCUGUAUGGUACUUGUUUUGUCUUACUUUCUCACAUACUAUGAAAUGACUCAUUUUUACAGCCAGUAAUCAACUCUGAAUUCAGGAAUUUGCGUGUUAGCAAUGAAAUAAGUUGAAUCGAUACAUAAACAAGUGGAAUUUAAUCUUAAUACGUGGCCUUUCUUUCAAAAUGGCACUGAGAGCUGUAGCACUUUAUGCAUUCCAAAGCGAAAACAAAGGGGAGAUCAGCAUACAGGAGAAUGAGGAGCUGGUUAUUUUAGAUGAGAACUCCAUAGAUGGCUGGUUACAGGGUGAGAACAGUCGUGGCGAGAGAGGCCUGUUUCCUGCCCUGUACGUGGAAAUCAUUCGGCCUCGUUCCAACUCUGACCAGACCGACUGGUCCGGGAGCCCUGCAGGCUCCCCCGACAAAGAGCCAUAUUUUCCCUCCACUCCUUACUAUGAAGACGACGACGAUGACUGGGACGACUGGGACGAGGCCUCGACUGUGGUCGGGGAUGCUGACCCAUGUAGAGCGAUGGGUGCCAAUGGGCACCCGUAUCAGUCUCAGUACUCUCACUCGCACGUUCACAAUCGUGCCAAGCCUUCCAUGGAGCGCCAAGACAGCAUCUCCAGCUCCAGGAAAGGCAGCAUGGUGGGCCGCAACCUCAAUCGCUUUUCCAGUUUCGUGCGCUCUGGUGUGGAGGCCUUUGUGCUCGGUGAUGUUCCCAUGAUGGCAAAGAUUGCCGAGUCCUAUAAAAUCGAGAUGGGCUCUCGAGGGCCUCAGUGGAUGGACAGUCCUCAGCCUUUCUCCUGCUCCAUAGAGGAUCCCACCAAGCAGACUAAGUUCAAGGGCAUUAAGACUUAUAUUUCCUAUCGGGUCACACCCAGCCACACCAACAGGCCUGUGUACCGGCGCUACAAGCACUUUGACUGGCUCUACAACCGUUUGCUGCACAAAUUCACUGUCAUCUCUGUACCCCACCUACCUGAGAAGCAAGCAACUGGGCGCUUUGAAGAAGACUUCAUUGAAAAGAGAAAGCGGCGGCUCAUACUAUGGAUGGAUCACAUGACUAGUCACCCAGUGCUCUCUCAAUACGAAGGUUUUGAGCACUUUCUCAUGUGUGGAGAUGACAAGCAGUGGAAGCUGGGCAAGCGUCGGGCAGAGAAGGAUGAGAUGGUUGGAGCUCACUUCAUGCUUACCCUUCAUAUUCCCAGUGAGCAUCAGGACCUGCAAGAUGUUGAAGAGCGUAUUGAUACUUUCAAGUCCUUUGCCAAGAAAAUGGACGACAGCGUCAUGCAGCUGACGCACGUCGCCUCCGAACUUGUCCGCAAGCAUGUCGGAGGCUUUCGGAAAGAGUUUCAUCGCCUGGGUAAUGCUUUUCAGUCCAUCAGCCAGGCUUUCAUGCUGGACCCUCCGCACAGUUCAGAUGCUCUGAACAAUGCGAUCUCGCACACUGGCCGGACGUAUGAGCACAUUGGGGAGAUGUUUGCAGAGCAGCCCAAAUUAGACCUGUUCCUCAUGCUGGACAAACUAUCACUCUACCAAGGCUUGCUGUCCAACUUUCCAGACAUCAUUCAUUUACAGAAAGGUGCAUUUGCGAAGGUGAAAGAGUCGCAGCGCAUGAGCGACGAAGGCAAGAUGGAUCAGGACGAGGCCGACGGUAUUCGGAAGCGCUGCAGAACGGUGGGCUUCGCUCUGCAGGCCGAGAUGAACCAUUUCCACCAGCGCAGGGAGGUGGACUUUAAGGACAUGAUGCAGGCCUAUCUGCGUCAGCAGAUCAGCUUUUACCAGCGAGUGGUGCAGCAGCUCGAGAGGACUCUCACUAUGUAUGACAGUUUUUAAACAAUGACUUUGCAGUCGGAAUCUAUUAGGAGGAACUUUGUUAAAGAGCGAAACACAAGAGCCGCAUAGUUUAUCUUUAUCUCAAAGAGCCUGCAGCUUAGAAAUUUGUAUGAUCUAUAAAGAUGAUUGAUUUUUCAGAGAGAAUUAUGAAGAUAGUCGGACCAAACACCAGCUCAUGGACCUUAAAUCUCACUUUCUUGGCUUUUCUGGCUAAAACGUAUUCCCACAGUCCAUGUUGCCUUGAUGAAAAUCCAUAUAUUUGUAUCUUUCUCUUACACAUUCCUUGUAAUUUAAAAUAUGUACUAAGAAGAGAAAGUCUAAAGAUCUUGACCUCAGUACUCAGGUUAAGUAGAUUAUCUUAAGAUUUUAAAGCAAGCCAUUGUUGAGCCUGCCAGUGAUGUCCCACAGGUUUUACAGGUGCUAGAGCUGUAUAAUAGUGUGCGAACACUUAUAGAAUCGGCUUGAUGCCUUAAUUCAUGUAAAACCCAAUAAAAUGGUCAUCUUCAUUUUUAA
This is a messenger RNA of Trichomycterus rosablanca, 3186 nucleotides long. It is a transcript of the gene snx33, whose product is annotated as sorting nexin 33. Gene Ontology annotation, biological process: endocytosis; cleavage furrow formation; endosomal transport. Gene Ontology annotation, molecular function: protein binding; phosphatidylinositol binding. The record is from RefSeq and is a predicted model, not a curated record. Gene Ontology annotation, cellular component: cytoplasmic vesicle; plasma membrane. Bases 1021 to 2673 code for a protein of 550 amino acids. NCBI's taxonomy places the organism in Eukaryota, Metazoa, Chordata, Actinopteri, Siluriformes, Trichomycteridae. The transcript has 2 exons.